CGCUCUCGCCAUUAUCGCCGCUUCCUCUCAGGGGCCGACGCUGCCGCCGCCGCCGCCUGAGCUGCCGAGCCCCGGGCCGCCGCGCCGACCGCUGCCGCCAUGAACAUCUUCCGGCUGACGGGGGACCUGUCCCACCUGGCGGCCAUCGUCAUCCUGCUGCUGAAGAUCUGGAAGACGCGCUCUUGCGCCGGUAUUUCUGGAAAAAGCCAGCUUCUCUUUGCACUGGUCUUCACAACUCGUUACCUGGACCUUUUUACUUCAUUUAUUUCAUUGUAUAAUACAUCUAUGAAGCUCAUCUACAUUGCCUGCUCCUAUGCCACAGUGUACCUGAUCUACAUGAAAUUUAAGGCGACCUAUGACGGAAAUCAUGAUACCUUCCGAGUGGAGUUUCUGGUGGUCCCUGUGGGAGGCCUCUCCUUCCUGGUCAAUCAUGAUUUCUCUCCUCUGGAGAUUUUGUGGACCUUCUCCAUCUACCUGGAGUCCGUGGCUAUCCUUCCUCAGCUGUUCAUGAUCAGCAAGACAGGGGAAGCGGAGACCAUCACCACCCACUACCUGUUCUUCCUGGGCCUCUACCGCGCCCUCUAUCUCGUCAACUGGAUCUGGCGCUUCUACUUCGAGGGCUUCUUCGACCUCAUUGCUGUGGUGGCCGGCGUUGUCCAGACUAUUCUAUACUGCGACUUCUUCUACCUGUACAUAACAAAAGUACUCAAGGGAAAGAAACUCAGUCUGCCAGCGUAAGUGCCAAAGACCGUCACCAGCAUCUGUCCUUCAGGGUGCUCGGACAGAAUUCUUACCACAGCAAAGGCACAAGAUGCUUGAUAACGGAAAAUCAGAAACUUAACUCUUUCGUUGCAGAUAGUGAUCAGUGGCUCUGUAAGAACCCAGAGGAAAAGAACCAGAAGGUUUCUGUUUAAUGCAUCUUGCCUUAUCUUUUUUUAUUACUAUGUACAAAGAUUUUUUUACACAAAGAAACUUAAUGCUGUAUUAAUAAAUUCAGUGUGUAGCUUCAAUUGGGGUAGUUCCAAAAGUGAAGAUUUUGUGAGGAAUAAGUGCAAACUUUUUUUUUUUUUUUAAUUCUUUGAAACUCUUGAUUCUUUGUGUCUGCAAUGAAAUUGUCCUCCUUGACAGUUGGUAGAUUAUAUAUUCUUCCAUCUAUCAAAUUUGCAUUCCACUAUAUUUAUUUUUUGCCAAAAGAUGAGUUAUAUUUGUUUGAAAUCUGAGACACUAUGUUCAAUCUGGUCUAUCUUCGUUCACAUCUCUUCCCACCGAAUGUGGAAAUCCUUCCCUGGACGUCACAACACUACAUGGAAGGCCGGUAAGGAUGACUCACAAGCUUAUGGUUUUCAUUACCAAAAUUUUCAGAUCCUGAAUGUAGAUGGAGUCUCGUUUAAGAGUCACCAAAGGUGCCUGCCCCACUCUCUUGCUUAGAAGAGUGACUUUGAGAUUGUUCCAGGGGUGUCCGAGAACUUGGGGGGCAGGGCUUCUGGGCCGCUUGCCGUCUAAAUGUGGGGUGUGAGGGAUAUUAAUGAUCAGGUUGGAUAUAGGACUCUACUCCUCUGAGGACUGGAACACAAGUUAGUCACCUAUCACUUGAAUUAAUAGUUCCGAAAGAUGACUACAGCCAUGUCCCUGCUCAGAUUCAGAAGGGUUUUUGUAUCACUUUCACGUGGUAAAAUGAUUUACAUUUUUUUCUUAAUUGGCAGCAACCAAUUGCCAUUCCUUAUACUCUCUGAUUUUUGUUUUGUUUUUACUGAGCUCUUGCAUGAUUUGUCUUGUGUUACCAUCCUGAAUAAACAUUUUACUAAAUGUAGAAUAAAUUGUCUUUUUUUUUUUUUUUUUUUUUUUUUUAAUAUGUGAAUUAGGCUGUUGGAACAUCCUAUGUCAGGAUGAUUUUUUUUUUUCAUUUUUCAAUUGGCAACAGAAGCUCUAUAUGGGGCCGUAAACGUCUAUUGUCCACAAAUUAAUCUAAAACUUUCUGUAUUUUGAGGGAAAAUUAGAAUUUUUCCUCCUGAUUUUGCCAUUUUAUUGAUUUGCUACAUUUUUUUGAUUUGUGCAAAAGCAUAUGACUUUGUUUUUAUGUGAUGCACCCUAAAUGUUAAAGUGUUGAAUACUAAUAGUGCUUACUACAAGAAGGAUGUAGUAUUUUUGCUUGCUGCAUUAAAAUAUCUUGUGGAAGAAGGGAGCUAGAUGGGUUUUAUUUUUAUCUAGUGUGUCUCUUAACAUCUUUCUAAAUUGGCAGUGUGACUGCAUAGUUGAACCUCUUGUCUCGAUCUCUCACCACCCCCCACCUCAUGGUUGUCCUUUUGUGUAUCUGUAUCUUCCCAGCAUUCUCGUCUCGGUUUAGUUUCUGUUUUCAUCCUCCUUAAAAGAUUCUUAGAUCGUGGAGAAAGGGUGGGAAAUCUCAGCAUAGUGGAGCAGACUGUGACCCACACUGGAGGCGGGGUGGGGGCUCACAAGGUUUCUGUGCAUGUAAAUUAAACAUGAGCUGGGAUCAUUGUGGGAGAGUACAAUGCAGAUGACAAGGAUCUGGGACCUCAGCAGGCUGCCUGACUUUGGAAGUAUCAGUGUCUUCUCUAGUCAUUCUGCCCAUGUAAAAGUGAAACUGGCUAAGGUGUUACCACCAUUCUGUGGCCAACCAGGGUGACAUCUUAAUAAACUGGGUGGCCGAGUGGGAUUGCGGGACUGGGGCAGCGUCCUCACACACAUAGAAAACAAAGGCCUUGUAUGAUGCGCCUUACAAAGCACUGUUUCAAAGUUCCUUUCACUUCUCCAAUAAAGGUUGUCAGGUAAUGAA
This is a messenger RNA of Enhydra lutris kenyoni (northern sea otter), 2794 nucleotides long. RefSeq names its product KDEL endoplasmic reticulum protein retention receptor 2. The record is from RefSeq and is a predicted model, not a curated record. NCBI's taxonomy places the organism in Eukaryota, Metazoa, Chordata, Mammalia, Carnivora, Mustelidae. The transcript has 5 exons. Bases 100 to 738 code for a protein of 212 amino acids. Gene Ontology annotation, cellular component: endoplasmic reticulum; cis-Golgi network; membrane. Gene Ontology annotation, biological process: protein retention in ER lumen; endoplasmic reticulum to Golgi vesicle-mediated transport. Gene Ontology annotation, molecular function: ER lumen protein retrieval receptor activity.